ACAUUCUUCGGCUUCGUUUUCGGGGUUGGGGUUGCUGUGUUGUGUCGUGAGGGAAAGCACUGUUAGCAAAAAUGCCAGAUCCACACGACGACAACGUGUUUAGAAAGUUUUGCUCCGCUGUGUUCAAUACUGUUGACAAGCCGGUUACGUGGUUCAGAGAGCGUGUAGUGGUGCCAAACCGGAAGGAGUACCCCUGGUACCAUCAAAAGUUCAACCGGGUGCCGACCAUUGAUGAGUGCUACACGGACGACAUGAUGUGCUUCUUUGAAGCGAAUGAGCAGUGGAAGCGUGACAGGCAGGUGGACCGCGAGAUUGUGAACAUCCUGCGCCAGCGGUGGCGUGACUGCGCCUUCUACGAGGGCGUCGACGCGCCCAGGAAGUGCGUCGACUUGGAGAGGAUCUCCCAGGAGGCCGAGACCAACUUCUUCAUCAAGUACGGCGACCUGAGCGCGUACGCCUCGGUCAAGGACUGCUACAUGAAGCAGAAGCACCGCAUGCUCUGGGAGAGGAGGCACGGGCCGGUGGGCACCGGCAUGAAGCAGCAGGCCUAGGACCCGGCCGCCGUAGUCAGAGGAUGCCGACGUCUCGCACGCCGCUGCCCGGUGCGCGCCAGUGGACGUGGGAAUUUUGUAGAUAACGGAGCGGCUGGUGUGUAUAUACAUGAGGAAGAUACG
Molecule: messenger RNA, 674 nt
Organism: Pollicipes pollicipes
Lineage: Eukaryota; Metazoa; Arthropoda; Thecostraca; Pollicipedomorpha; Pollicipedidae
Product: NADH dehydrogenase [ubiquinone] 1 beta subcomplex subunit 10
Exons: 4
Coding region: 72-551 (159 amino acids)
Cellular component (GO): respiratory chain complex I
Source: RefSeq, a predicted model, not a curated record